This is a messenger RNA of Cucumis melo (muskmelon), 1861 nucleotides long. Its product is annotated as nicotinamide/nicotinic acid mononucleotide adenylyltransferase. Gene Ontology annotation, biological process: NAD+ biosynthetic process. NCBI's taxonomy places the organism in Eukaryota, Viridiplantae, Streptophyta, Magnoliopsida, Cucurbitales, Cucurbitaceae. The transcript has 16 exons. The coding region runs from base 772 to 1665 and encodes 297 amino acids. The record is from RefSeq and is a predicted model, not a curated record. Gene Ontology annotation, molecular function: nicotinamide-nucleotide adenylyltransferase activity; nicotinate-nucleotide adenylyltransferase activity.
AAAAAGAAAAAGAAAAUAUUUCUCCUCCUCUCUAACGAACGCGCGCAGCCCCUCCCCCCUCCAUCUCUCUCGCGCGCUGGUAAGCUCCUACCUUCCUCGGCGAAGCACGCCAGCAGCCACGCAACUCACCGACGCCGACGACCCUCCUCCGGCGAUCCAUCCCGCAAACGUUUACGUUGCCCGACCCGUCUUCACCGCUGCUCCAGCCAGUUGUUGAACGCGGGCUUCGUCGCGCCGUUGCAGUCCGCAAGCGUGCGCUACACUUGAGUUGCACCUUUUCAUCAUCAUACCGUUCACGACUCUCAUUCCCACUGAUUUGGAGUUCUCGGAGAUUUUAGCCGCUGUUCAGCCUUUAGGAAGCUUGGAAUUGGAUCUUUUCACACAAUUUGGAUCGACCUUCUCCAUGUGUUUCGUGAUCUUUGCUUCGAGUUGUGGAUGAACAAUCUCUGAUACCAAUAUGAUGGGACCCGUUCUUGUAAUCAAUCAAGUAAGAUUGUUUAUUGAUAGUGAAACUCUAAUACAGAAAGUUAAAUUGAAGUGGGGAAAGCGUAUAAUCCCGUGAGUUUUGAGUCAUUGAUUGUGGCAUGAAUUUCCUAAGAAAUUAGCCGAUAUCAGCUCAUGCUCGAGAACAAUAGAAUUUUCAAAUCUGUUGAAGCUCCAAAUUGAAUGCUGAGGAAAUUAACCGAACAGAUCUAGUUGCUGAGGGCAUUUACUGCAAAGUCAGUUUUUGGGGAAUUGAUUCACUCAAAUUGCUUCAUCUGAAAAUUUCCCAUGGCGGCUUCAUAUGGUCAAAUAUCAGAAGCAAUAAGUUCCAUGGAGAUCCCUUUGCCGGUCGAUAAGUUAGCGUUGGAUCUGGUUGGCCAUGACUCCUCUUGCCCUUCAGUCAAGCCUAAAAUGCUUGUGGUUCUUGUAGCUACUGGAAGCUUCAAUCCUCCCACUUAUAUGCAUUUACGCAUGUUUGAGCUGGCAAAGGAUGCACUGAAAUUAGAGGGCCUUUGUGUUAUUGGAGGUUAUAUGUCUCCAGUUAAUGAUGCAUAUAAGAAAAAGGGCCUCAUUUCUUCUGAACAUCGAAUUAAGCUUUGCAAUCUAGCAUGCCAAAGUUCAGAAUACGUCAUGGUCGAUCCAUGGGAGGCCAGUCAAAACUCCUAUCAACGCACGUUAACUGUUCUGUCUCGAGUCAAGACUUCGCUGUGCGACCGUGGAUUGCUAUCCAAAGGCGCGUGCUGGCACAAGUCUGGCACCUCAAGGCAAGACAAGGCUCACAAAAUAAGAUGUGCCUCAAGUAUGGAUAAGAAAAGGUCGAAUGCGUUCGGAAAAAAGGGGAUGGGGGAAUCCCUGAAGGUGAUGCUUGUUUGUGGUUCUGAUUUGCUUCAAUCUUUUGCAACACCUGGAGUCUGGAUACGGGAUCAAGUUAAAAUCUUAUGUCGAGAUUUCGGUCUUGUUUGCAUUCGCAGAGAAGGACAAGAUGUUGAGAAAAUCAUAUCGGAUGAUGGAAUUCUAAAUGAGAACAGAAACAAUAUCAAAAUUGUAGAUGAAAUUGUACCCAACCAAAUAAGUUCCACCAGAGUAAGGGAUUGCAUCUCAAGAGGACUGUCAAUCAAAUAUCUUACUGCAGAUGAAGUUAUUGAGUAUAUAAGAGAGCAACAUUUGUAUCUGAAUCCUUGAUGCUAUGUUUUUUUUUCUUCUUUUUUGACAAUCACCUCAUUUUAGAAAUGAAAAAGAGUAUCUUAAUAAGUCAAUUGUAACCCCCAAUAAAUCCAAAGUUAUUCCUAUUUCUUUUAAAAGUACACGAACUUAUAGUUUGUAAUAUUGUUGUAUUGCAUUAUCACAGAAUAAAUAAACUAAGUUUUUUUUUUAAUUA